Sorex fumeus (smoky shrew) is the source of this 2916-nucleotide messenger RNA. It is a transcript of the gene SAFB, whose product is annotated as scaffold attachment factor B. The record is from RefSeq and is a predicted model, not a curated record. NCBI's taxonomy places the organism in Eukaryota, Metazoa, Chordata, Mammalia, Eulipotyphla, Soricidae. The transcript has 21 exons. Gene Ontology annotation, molecular function: RNA binding; sequence-specific DNA binding. Gene Ontology annotation, cellular component: nucleus. Bases 8 to 2746 code for a protein of 912 amino acids. Gene Ontology annotation, biological process: regulation of transcription by RNA polymerase II; regulation of mRNA processing.
CCCGGGGAUGGCGGAGCCGCUCUCAGGCCUCGGCGACCCGGGCGCGGCGCUGGGCUCCGCCUCGUGCGAGGCCGGCGGGACGCGGCGCCUGAGCGAGCUGCGCGUGAUCGACCUGCGCGCCGAGCUCAAGAAGCGGAACCUGGACGCGGGCGGCAACAAGAGCGCCCUCAUGGAGCGGCUCAAGAAGGCGAUUGAAGAUGAAGGGGGCAACCCGGAUGAGAUCGAAAUUCCUUCCGAGGGAAGUAAGAAGUUAAAGAGAUCCAGCAAAGGGCGGAAGCUUGAGGAAGAGGGUGUGGAAGAUAACGGCCUGGAGGAGAACUCCGGAGAUGGCCAGGAGGACGUGGAGACCAGCUUGGAGAACUUACAGGACAUCGACAUGAUGGACAUCAGUGUGCUGGACGAGGCUGAGAUCGACAACGGCAGCGUGGCCGACUGUGUGGAGGACGAUGACCCCGACACCCUCCCAGAGUCCCUGUCUGACAGUCAGGACGCCCUGGAGAGCGAGAUGCAAGAGCUUCCCGAGCGGCUUCCAGAACAUGCUGUGGAGGACAAAGAUCUAAACAAUUUAGACACGUCAUCAUCUGACUUCACCAUCUUACAGGAGAUUGAAGAGCCUUCCCUGGAGCCAGAAAAUGAGAAAAUACUCGGCAUUUUGGGGCAAACUUGUAAAUCUGAGCCAGUAAAAGAAGAAGGUUUCGAGCUGGAGCCGCCAUUGGCACAGGACACGAGUAGCGUGGGGCCAGACAGAAAGCUGGCGGAGGAAGAGGACCUUUUUGGCAGCGGCCACCCGGAGGAGGGUGACUUAGAUUUGGCCAGCGAGUCACCGGCACGAGCUCAGUGGAGCAAGGCAGACGCCCUGUUAGCGGUAGUGAAAAGGGAGCCCGUGGAGCAGACAGGCGCUGGCGAGAGGACGGACUGUGAAGCCGUAGGGCUAGACCAGCCAGUUGAGGCCCAGAGUAGUGACGCCUCCGAGCCCGCGGACGCCUCUAGCGAGGAGGCGGCGGAAACGGCCCGGGAAGCCUCGAGCCCAGAGCCCAGAGAUAGCAAAGACGACGUGAAGAAGUUUGCUUUUGAAGCUUGUAACGAAGUCCCUCCGGCUCCUAAAGAGUCCUCAGCCAGUGAGGGCGCUGAGCAGAACACGAGCUCUGUGGAAGAUGACUCGGGUCCGAAAAGGCUCUCCAAGGAGGAAAAGGGUCGUAGCAGCAGUGGCCGGAACUUCUGGGUCAGUGGCCUCUCCUCCACCACCAGAGCCACGGACCUGAAGAACCUCUUCAGCAAGUACGGGAAGGUGGUGGGCGCCAAGGUGGUGACCAAUGCCCGGAGCCCGGGAGCGCGCUGCUAUGGCUUUGUCACCAUGUCCACGGCUGAGGAGGCCACCAAAUGCAUCAGCCAUCUCCACAAGACCGAGCUCCACGGGAAGAUGAUCUCCGUGGAAAAGGCCAAAAACGAGCCGACUGGCAAGAAAGUCUCCGAGAAGAGAGAGGGCGAAGGCAAGAAGGAGAAGGCCAGCGACAGAUCCACAAAGGACAGAGUGGACCGAAGGGAUGACGCCAAGAAGGGGGACGACGGAGACAAGAGCAAAGAUCAAGACGACCUGAAGCCCGGCCCCUCGGAGCGCUCGCGCUCCACCAAGUCAGGAAGCCGAGGAACUGAGCGCACAGUGGUCAUGGACAAGUCGAAGGGCGUGCCUGUCAUCAGUGUCAAAACGUCAGGCUCCAAGGAGAGGGCUUCCAAGAGCCAGGACCGGAAGUCAGCCAGCCGAGAGAAACGCUCAGUGGUGUCCUUCGAUAAAGUCAAAGAGCCUCGGAAAUCCAGAGACUCCGAGUCCCGCAGGGUGCGGGAGCGCAGCGAGCGGGAGCAGCGCAUGCAGGCGCAGUGGGAGCGCGAGGAGCGCGAGCGGCUGGAGUUCGCGCGGGAGCGGCUGGCCUUCCACCGGCACCGGCUGGAGCGCGAGCGCAUGGAGCGGGAGCGGCUGGAGCGCGAGCGGAUGCACGUGGAGCAGGAGCGGCGGCGCGAGCAGGAGCGCAUCCACCGCGAGCGCGAGGAGCUGCGGCGCCAGCAGGAGCUGCGCUACGAGCAGGAGCGGCGGCCGGCGCUGCGGCGGCCCUACGACGUGGACGGCCGGCGCGAUGACUCCUACUGGCCCGAGGCCAAGCGGGCCGCCCUGGACGACCGCUACCACUCGGACUUCGCGCGCCAGGACCGCUUCCACGACUUCGACCACAGGGAGCGUGGCCGCUACCCGGACCACUCGGUGGACAGGAGAGAAGGCUCCCGCUCGGUGAUGGGGGACAGGGAAGGACAGCAUUAUCCCGAGCGCCACGGGGGUCCCGAGCGCCACGGGGGCCCCGAGCGCCACGGCCGAGACUCGCGGGACACCUGGGGCGGGUACGGCUCCGACAAGAGAAUCAGCGAGGGCCGGGGGAUGCCACCGCCACCCAGGGGAAGACGGGACUGGGGGGAGCACAGCCGCAGAAUGGAGGACGACCGCGCCUGGCAGGGCACCGCGGACGGGGGCAUGAUCGACAGAGACCACAAGCGCUGGCAAGGCGGCGAGAGGGGCAUGUCGGGCCACUCGGGACCAGGCCACAUGAUGAACAGAGGCGGGAUGUCCGGGCGCGGCAGCUUCGCCCCCGGCGGGGCGUCCCGGGGCCACGUCAUGCCCCGCGGCGGGAUGCAAGGUGGGUUCGGCGGGCAGAGUCGGGGCAGCCGCCCCAACGACACCCGCUUCACUCGCCGCUACUGAGUGCCCCCAGCCCGGCCUGCGACCAGAGCACGUUCUGUUAGGAGUUCUCUUAAGCCCUGUAAAAUAAUUUUUUUUUUAAUCUGCCAUAUUGUAGCUAUACAAUGUGAACUUCGUUCCUUCUUGUUUUUUUCUCCCCAUUUUUUUUUGUAAUAAAUGUGUUUCUGUUCACA